ACGAAGGAGAACACUCAGCAACAUUCCGGGGUGACAGAAUUAUAUUGUAGCUUCCUGGACCAUCUGACAAAAUCAGGAAAAACACAUUGGAUCAAACGCGGCUUUAGUUAUUUGAAGUGUCUCCUGAAUGCCUUUCUGGCAGUUUCCUAUUGGCGGCACUUAAUCGGGGAGGCCAAAGGCGCCAUGAAGGCCAUAGUGUGGUGGUACCGAAUGGGGCUCAUCUGCGGAUUGGGGAGCACAAUCCUUGUCUGGGGAAAUGAGGAGGCACCACUUGACCGUCAACAAGUAUCCUCCCUAAGAACCAAUGAUGCCCCCGGGGAGGAAGGAACCUGCAUUGAUAAACAUGAGUGUCUGAGCAUUGAGCUGACCAAUUGGUUCAAAAAGAUGGCUGUAGAGCGCAAAAGUGACGAGAUCUUGUGCCAGGAUCACAAUUUGAUCCAAGAGGAGACCUCGUCGAAAACGGGAGGCAUCACUGAGGACGAGGUCAAGCCAAUAUUCGAGGUAACGGACUGCAAAAUGGAAGGUGCUACAUGGAAGUAUCGUUACCAAGGUGCCAAAGGCAAGAACCGCAUCUUCCACGGUAAAGGAAAAUUAUCGUUCACGAAGCACUCCAGCCCACCUCAUGGGUAUGAUUUCGGAAUGAAAACGGGUCGAUGCCUUUUAGUGGAUGCAGACAUUGAAUCCAUUGAGGGCUGGUUCAUUGAGGGCAUCGUACAAGGGGAAGCGGAAAUCACCUAUUUUGACGGGCGACAACACAAGGUCACCGUCAACUCGGGGGUCAUGGCCGGUCUUGUGAGAGAGUUUGGCGAUGAAAUGGAUCCGAUAACGGGCCGGCCUAAGUUGGAGAAGCGGUUGUACGGACUGAAAUUUAUGCACCGCGGCCAACCCCACUCCAUUCAUUGGGAACUCAGGGACAAUGAGGUCAAAGUUUUGCGGGACCAAGACCAAAACCAGUUGCUGGUGGUUGUUCCCAAUAAUCAGACAUGGAUGUAUUUGUAUGGUCCACUCGACGACGACGACAUGAUGUUGCAAGCCCGACAAGCCAAAUUGACACACAUCAUCUAUCGCAAUUGUUUGGCCAUUCCCCAGUUUGAGCCCUUCGGGGAAACCUUCGACUACGACCUCCAAAUUCUGGGCAAGACCAAGGCCACCGUAGCCAAACUCAUUCGUUUCUUUGAGAUUGCAGCCAACGAGAAGGAAAAGCUGGACACUCGGUUCCAAGUGGAUCCUGAUCCAGUGGAUUUGAGUAAUGCCGAAAUCUUGUUCCGUCUCAAUGGCGAUCCCAGCCAAAAGCCAUUCCUGUCCGUUACCACCUUAGACGGUCCAUCCAAGGCCAUAUUUGAAGGCGGACAACGUGGUUCCGUUCUCACCGGCCAAGGUGUCAUGAAGAUUGUCAGCGAGUACCGUCGCAAAGACGUUAUGCCUCUAGCCUCGAACAGUUCAGAAGAGACUGACACACAAAAUGCUACUACUACCACCAUGCCCUCCAACGAAUUGCAAAUAGAGGCCUAUCUAAACGAGAUGUUGACCUACGACGCCCUUCCAUUCCGAUUGGGCCAUGUGAAAAAGAUCCAAAGCAUUCAUGGCCACUUCAGCUCGGGCGUGCUCAACGGGCUGGCCAAAGUGAGCUUCACGGAUGGAACCGUUUGGGAAGGCUUGACCAAAGAAGGCGUUUGGCAUGGCGUUGUUCGCUACCUGGAACGACCCUUCACUAAAGGCCGUCGAAAGAGAUUCAUUGGUCGGAUCGUGGAGGACGUCAUUCUCUCCGGAUCCACCAUGUCGAAAGACGAUCAAAUUGCCGAAGUCGAGUUCUUUGGCACAUACAAGAAUGGCUACAUCAACGGGCCCGGCUGGAAGUUUCAAAUUGGAGGGUCCUUUCUGUUUGGCGACUUUCAGCGAUCGUCCACCUUCACCACCAAUGAGGGAGCCUACAUCAAUCAGGAUUUGGAGACCGGGUAUGUGGGCAGCUUUCAAGAGGGAAAAAUGAUGGCGGGUCAAGUGGCCCCUGUCAUUGGCCACACCAUCCAAAAUGGGGUGGCAGUGCCCACCUUCGGCCCCGCCCAUGGUCCAGUUUACCGCUUCGUCGCCCCCUCCGAUACGACUGACGAGCUCACGGAUCCUUUGGUAGCCGACAGUACCGAAGAAAUAUGGGUCUACGUGAAAGCCUCCCAAGUGUCGGCCAAGGCAGGAGAGGGUCUCUUCGCCAAGAAAGAAAUCCCCUCGAAUACGGUAGUGUCCUUUUUUGGCGGUCUCCGAAUGUCCUUCAAUGAAUGGAACUCCACGAAACCCAUCGAUCCCGAGUAUUGGAUCAAGGUUAACGACAAAGAGGUGAUCUACUUGCCGUCAGAGUUUGGCCGAGACACGUCCAAAUAUCGAGCAACCCUCGGCCAUAAGAUCAACCACAGUUUUUCGGCGUGGAAUUGCAUGUUUCAUGCCAUGGAUCAUCCUCGGUUUGGCACCAUUCCGGCGGUCCGAACCACGGAGAAGGUUGAACCGGACCAGGAGUUGCUGUGUCUCUAUGAGAUUCAAUACCAUGAGGGUGCCCCGUGGUUUCAGGAACUGUGGCGUCAAGAGUUGGACUACGACAUCCCGAUUGGGCCCUUUGGCCACCGGGGCAACAAAAGCUCACCCGGCGAGCCCAUGCCCGUUAUGUUGAGCAAUGGGACUUUCUUUCAAGAGUUCUACCAACACGCCAUUGAGGUCCUUAAGCUGGAUCCUCAAACUUAGGGUCCAGUCACACUGUGAAACUGUUCAUGUUUGAUGAAUGUGAUAACCAAAAAAGGAGGAAGUAAGGAGCCAACUUGGUUUGUUUGUACCGUCUAUUUCGACGCCGUACGUACGUACGUACUAUCAGGGAGAUUCAUCAGAAAAUUGAGCGA
Molecule: messenger RNA, 2879 nt
Organism: Tigriopus californicus
Lineage: Eukaryota; Metazoa; Arthropoda; Copepoda; Harpacticoida; Harpacticidae
Exons: 1
Coding region: 184-2727 (847 amino acids)
Molecular function (GO): protein binding
Source: RefSeq, a predicted model, not a curated record